AUGAAGGAGGGUUGGGAAGUAAAUGUGGUGAGUUGUCUGAAGCUACCCUGGAAAAUACUAUCGCCAAACUCUCUAUGGGUUAACUGGGUAAAAGCUUAUCUUAUCAGGAAGGGUUCACUAUGGAUGUUGAAAGAUAAUACACAAGCGGGCUCUUGGAUGUGGAGAAAAGUUCUUAAAUACAGAGAGAUUGCAAAGAGUUUCUAUAAAGUAGAGGUGAGAAAUGGAGACAAAACUUCCUUUUGGUAUGAGACAUGGUCGUCUUUGGGUUGUCUACAAGAUGGAGGUUGUAUUGUCAUUGGUAUACUGAUAAAUGCAACUGUGGCAGAGUGUAGAAGUCAUAGGAGAAGGCAGCAUCGAGAUCUUAUGCUUAACAAAGUGGAAGAAGAGAUUGAAAAAUAUAAGGCAAAUCUGGUUGAUGAGGAGGAUAUGUCGUUGUGGAGAAAUGAGAAAGGGCGGUAUAAGAGGAGAUUCUCUACUCGGGGGACGUGGUUAUGCAUAAGAGAGAGGUAUCUUGAGUGUCAUUGGCACAAAGUCAUAUGA
Messenger RNA from Brassica oleracea var. oleracea, 540 nucleotides. RefSeq lists its product as uncharacterized. Bases 1 to 540 code for a protein of 179 amino acids. The transcript has a single exon. NCBI's taxonomy places the organism in Eukaryota, Viridiplantae, Streptophyta, Magnoliopsida, Brassicales, Brassicaceae. The record is from RefSeq and is a predicted model, not a curated record.